Molecule: messenger RNA, 1308 nt
Organism: Erythranthe guttata (spotted monkey flower)
Lineage: Eukaryota; Viridiplantae; Streptophyta; Magnoliopsida; Lamiales; Phrymaceae
Product: galactinol synthase 1
Molecular function (GO): glycosyltransferase activity
Source: RefSeq, a predicted model, not a curated record
UGCUAUUGAAGCUCAGAAACAAAAAUUAUAUAGUAGCUUCCUAGUUUUACUCUCUCCCCUUAGCUUUCUCUCUCUAAAAAUGGCACCUCAAGUAAAAAAGACCGACGUAAUCUCCGGCGCCGGAAAAAUCACGGCCGUCGACAGAGCUUACGUGACCUUCUUGGCUGGAAACGGUGACUACGUGAAAGGAGUGGUGGGUUUGGCCAAGGGUUUGAGGAAGGUCAAAAGCGCUUACCCGCUAGUGGUGGCGAUAUUGCCGGACGUGCCGGAGGACCACCGUGAGCUUCUCCGAUCACAGGGAUGCAUUGUGAAGGAGAUCGAGCCGAUAUACCCGCCGGCAAACCAGAUUCAGUUCGCCAUGGCUUACUACGUCAUCAACUACUCCAAACUCCGUAUCUGGAACUUCUUGGAGUACAGUAAGAUGGUGUACCUGGACGCAGAUAUUCAGGUUUAUGAAAACAUUGACCACCUUCUCGACGCGCCUGACGGUUACUUUUACGCUGUCAUGGAUUGCUUCUGUGAGAAAACGUGGAGCCACUCGCGCCAGUUUUCGGUUGGGUAUUGCCAGCAGUGCCCUAAUAAGGUGACGUGGCCAGCGGAGAUGGGUCCACCACCUCCGUUGUACUUCAACGCCGGCAUGUUUGUGUACGAGCCUAACAAGACUACUUAUGAAGCUCUUCUUGAAACUCUGCAAAUCACCCCACCUACACCAUUUGCUGAGCAGGAUUUCUUGAACAUGUUCUUCGAAAAAACCUACCAACCGAUUCCCCUGGUUUACAACCUCGUACUUGCAAUGCUGUGGCGCCACCCCGAGAACGUCGAACUGGACAAAGUUAAAGUUGUUCACUACUGUGCUGCUGGAUCAAAGCCAUGGAGAUACACCGGAGAAGAAGCCAACAUGGACAGAGAAGACAUCAAAAUGCUUGUCAAGAAAUGGUGGGAUGUUUACGAUGACGAGUCGCUCGAUUUCAAGCCCGACGAAGCUUUCUCUAAGCCGUCGAUAAUGGCUUCCAUGCCCGAGCCAGCUGUAUCUUACAUCCCUGCCCCUUCUGCUGCUUGAAAACAAUUAAUAAAUAAACAAUAAACAACCGAAGCAACCGCGUUUUAAUUUUCCGACAAAAAUGGCAGCAUCGAUCUCCUAGCUGAUGAUGUCUUACCUUAAAUUAUUAAGUUAAGUUUUUAUGUAAGUUUUACUUUGUCUGUUUUGUUGGUUUGUGUGUGUGAUGCCAAUCUUAUUAUGUAAACCCUAGCAGUUAAAGAAAUGUUAGUGUUUCUGCUGCAAUUAUUAAUUAUUAUGAAAAUUUAAAA